Molecule: messenger RNA, 774 nt
Organism: Brassicogethes aeneus
Lineage: Eukaryota; Metazoa; Arthropoda; Insecta; Coleoptera; Nitidulidae
Source: the annotation of a GenBank genome assembly
AUGCUUCUUCUGCUCUGCUUCGCAGCUCUCGCAGUUAACACAUUACAAUCAAAUCCUUAUCAAGAAUGUGCAAAGUUAUUUAACCCUAACAACUACAUAGACCGAUUGCCUUCGUUAUCGUUACCAUUUAUAAGCAAUAUUGCUAUUCCACCGGUAAAUGUGCCCGAUAUUAAACCAUCCAAAGUAAAAACAACAAAAGUGAUUAGUUUGGUGACAAAAUAUGUGUACAGAAAUCCAGUGUGCGUUAAAUACACAAGUAAAAAAUCCUGCAAACCAAUGGAAGCUAAAGAAAACACGAAAAAUAAUAUGGAUUAUUUAGUGACAAAAGAGUAUUUUGUUAAUGACCUUAAAUCUAAGUAUCUAAACCAAAACAUUCAAAGACAACAUAAGACAUUGCAGGAUUACCAGCAACUAAGGGAAAAUAAUUUUAAUGAUAUAGAUAUGUACGUUGCAAGCAGCGAGGAAUCAAAAACAUUCGGAAAAGCCCAUUCAACAACCCCAAAAUUAACCCAGGAAGAAAUUAACGAUAUGCUUAUUGAAGAUAGACUCGACCAAUUGGAAACAAUUUUACCCCAAUAUACACGCAAGAGAGUAUACCAAACAUCUACUAUAACAGUUACUAAAGUAAAAAGUAAUCAAAGGGCUACUGCUACAUUACUUGUCAAAAAUUGCAUGCCUCAAGGAUAUGAAGUUUGUCCUAGUAAAAAUAAAAGACGGAAAUCGAAAGUAGCAGAAUAUUCAGAUAACUCGGAAGAAAAACAUUUCUUUGGUUAA